AACUAUGAGACGGUGGUCUUGCUGGCGGGGUUUCCAGUUUCCAAACCUGAUGUGAUCUUGCAGCUGGAACGAUGGGAAGAGCCUUGGGUCCCAGACCUCCAUGGCUCUGAGAAAAAAGUGCUCCCAGGAGCUGCCUGCACAGGGAGUGACCUAUGUCUGGAUUCUCUCUGUUUCCCAUCACGUGAUAGGAUGGUGAGUGAGAAUGAGGAGGAGAAACCCCAUCAGGAAGAUGCUGAGCAAGUAGAACCACAUGGAACAUUAUCAGGAAGAUCCAAAGGGAAUGAUUCUGGGAGUUGUGCACUCCCAGAAAAAGCAAAACCCAGUGAGACUCAAGAGAGGGUAGAGGAAAACUUCAGUAACCUCUCAGACCUUAUUACAAAUGAGAGAAUCAACGUGGAAGAGACAUGCUACACAUGCCAUGAGUGCGGAAAAAGGUUCAAUAGGAGCUCUGCCUUUAUCACACAUCAGGCAAUCCACAGAGGAGAGACACCCUACACAUGCUCUGAGUGUGGGAAAAAGUUCAGUUGGCGUUCAAACCUUAUCAGACAUCAGAGAAUCCACACAGGCGAGACGGCCUACACGUGCUCUGAGUGCGGGAACAGCUUCAUUUGGAGCUCAGACCUUGUUAGACAUCAGAGAAUCCACACAGGAGAGAAACCCUAUACUUGCUCUGAGUGUGGGAAAAACUUCAGUCGGCGCUCAAACCUUCUCAGACAUCAGAGAAUCCACGCUGGAGAGACACCCUACCUGUGCUCUGAGUGCGGGAAAAGCUUCUAUGAGCGAUCAGAUCUUAUCACACAUUGUAAAAUCCACACAGGAGAGACAUCAUACACAUGUUCUGAGUGUGGGAAAAACUUCAGUCGGCGCUCAAACCUUCUCACACAUUGUAGAAUCCACACAGGAGAGAUGCCAUACACAUGCUCCGAGUGUGGGAAAAACUUCAGUCAGCGCUCAAACCUUAACACACAUCAGAGAAUCCACACAGGAGAGACUCCCUACACAUGCUCCAAAUGUGGUAAAAACUUCAGUCAGCGAUCAAAUCUUAUCACACAUGAGAGAAUCCACACAGGAGAGAAGCCCUACACAUGCUCCGAGUGUGGGAAAAGCUUCAGUGACCGCCCACAUGUUAUUAGACAUCACAAAAUCCACAUGAGAGAGAACUGUAAUAAAUCCCUUGAUUAGGACUGGCCAAAGAUUUUUUUUUUUUUUUUUUUUUUUUUAAAUCACAUUUGCUAAUUCCUACAUACUGAUUUUUGCACCAUCUUCCCUGUGGCGCCUCAGCUCCACCAGAUCAGUUUCCUGCUUCUGCCUUUUGCAGUUCACCCUUGUUUGGGGUCAGUCCUGUGAUCUUUUCUAUCAACUCCUUUCCUUUUGAGUCUGUCACAACCCUAAAGUGCACGCUUAAACACGGUCUCUUUAUGGCCAAUUGUUGGUACACAGCCAUUUUGUUUUAGUAAAAGGACAAGGUGGUCUCCAUUUUGGGUCAGAUUCUUUUUCCUUAAAGGACCCCAAGGUGUCGUGUGCAUAACCCUAGCAUGCCGAGUGCACCCUGUGAGUCGUAUACAGACAUGUAAGCAUGUCUCAAACAAAGAAGUAGCGUGCUUGCCAAGUACAGCUGCUAACGUAGGAGGCUCCUACUCGGAACCUGGAAGGCGAAGGAGCUAGGGGGCCAAUCCGGUAUCAACAUACGUAAAAGGGAACCAAUCUGAGAUUGACAUGAGUAAAAGCCCCCAGACAAAACAAUGUCUCACGCCAGAAUUGGAGGAGUUCCCGCGUGUCAGCUGAAAGGUCUGAUCACCCUUUCAGCCAGGGAAUUUCAUCCAGAUUUCGCCGGCUCAGGUCGUGUCGUGUUAAAUAAGACCACCUCCCCUAAUUCGCUAUGCAAUCGGUGUUUAUGCUGCUGGUCAGCUGUAUCUGGAGUAUGGUAUAUAUUUUGUAAUUUUUGCAAAUAUUUCUGCUCUUGCCUAACUUCUCCCCCGUCUCUACCCCCCUUUUCUGUUCCCUGCGUUUACUUUAUUCUGUGUAUAAGAAAAGCGGUUGGGUUUUUUUUUUCCUCUUUUAUAGCUUAUCUUUGGUCUUGCUUCUUCCUUUUAAUGAAGCAAUGUAGAUAAGAGUUAACACGUUGCUUUCCCUAGCCAAAGUGUAAUCUAUUCCCGUUGUUAAAAUAAACACAGCCAUUUGGCUUUAAACCAACUCUGUUGUGUCCCGCUAUUCCUCUCCCCUUAAAUAGCCACUCGAACCUUGACACCAAAUGAGUCAUGUUUAAGGAGUAAUGUAAGUACUUGGAAAAUUAUACCUAUAUGGUAUUGUUGUGAAAGUGAGUCACCCCAAUCAUAGGUCUUGGUGGGGACGGUCCAUUCAAAAGGGAGGGAAUUGGCACCUGUCCCUUGCUAGCCAGUUAUGCGAUGUAUUGCUACAUUGUCAACCUUUGCACCAACCCAGAAAAGCCAGUGGAAAACCAUCAAAGACAAAUUAUAGAGAUCGAAACCCCGUGUAAGUGACAAGGACAAUAUGAGAAUCAGAAGAUCGUCUUUUCUGUGAAUAAAGACAAAAGACUGAUUAGUUCAUAACAGGGUGGAGAAAAACACUCUGCGUCCAUUCACCAAGGAGAUUCCUAGUUGCCAGUGGUGCUUCAUUAAAGGUAUGGCCGUAGCUCCUAGGGACUAGCAAUCAGUGAAAUUGACUGAAGUGUGAGGUCAGAAUCUACUUAGAUAGGAAAGGUAACU
Chelonoidis abingdonii (Abingdon island giant tortoise) is the source of this 2726-nucleotide messenger RNA. The record is from RefSeq and is a predicted model, not a curated record. Lineage: Eukaryota; Metazoa; Chordata; Testudines; Testudinidae.